GCGACGUGUCGUUCUAUUCACUGAUAAAUUGGAAUCCGACAAGCCCUUCUUAAAUGGAAGAAGCGAAAGACGAAACGGGAACUGAAUCCGAUAGUUUCUGCUUCGCCGAUUAGGUUUCUGGAGUCGGAGGCAACUAGGGUUAUUCUCAUUUGGGGAAGGAGUUGGAGGGGGAUUUUUGAAGGAAGAAAUAUGCUUCAGAUCCGGCUUAGCAAAGUUCCACAGGCCGAAGGUGGUGGUGGGGCAGUGAAACCCUUGCCGGCGGAGACUGUGACGGUCGCAUGCCCUGACCACCUCGUUCUUGCCGAUCUUCCUGUAGCAAAGGGCAUUGGUGCCGCUACUGCUGCUUCCAUUGUCAAGUCUGUCGGUCGCAGGUCUCGCCGUCAGCUUGGAGAACGAGUUCAUUUUUGUGUCAGAUGCGAUUUUCCUAUUGCAAUUUAUGGUCGCCUGAGUCCUUGUGAGCAUGCUUUCUGUCUUGAUUGUGCAAGGAGCGAUUCUUUAUGCUACCUUUGUGAUGACCGUAUCCAGAAGAUUCAAACUAUAAAAUUGAUGGAGGGAAUCUUCAUUUGUGCAGCCCCACACUGUCUCAAGUCUUUCCUUAAGAGGACUGAAUUUGAAUCUCAUAUACAUGAGAGCCAUGCUGACCUUCUUAAGCCAAAUGCGGACAAGGAAGAUGGAAAUGACAUUGAGGCUAAUAGUGCCAAACAAUCUACAGCUUCUGAAUCCACAGUCCGAGGUCCAUUGAGACCACUCGUAUCUCCGGGUUCCAAUUCCCAGCCUCAAGAACGUGAAGAAAAGUUUCAUCGUCAACAGUCUAGAGACCAACCAAGAUCUGGCAUGCAGCAAAAGCAAACGCCAAAUUUUGGUCCGAACCAAAACAAUACAUCCGAGUCUCAACAAGACAGCGGUCAUUCACAAGGCUUUGAUCGACAUGGCCCUCAUGGCCGUUUCCCCCCACAAAAUUUCGAUGCACAGGGUGCUCCACAUCAGGACUCCAGUCAGUUUUCAGAGAAACAGCAAGGAAUUCUAGCUGAUACUCCAUAUUCUCAGUAUCCUCCUUUGCAAUCAAUUCCACCACCAAAUUAUGUGGUACCGGCUAACUCUAAUCCAAUAUUGACGCCCCCUCUUCCAUUUGGUUAUCCCCCUUUUCCAAUUGAAGGAGCACAACAAUAUUACAAUACACCCUAUGAAGUGUCACGGCAAGACACUGCAGCAGAGACCGGAUCCGAGCAAGGGUCACUGCUAGGCUUUCCACCAGGUGCAGCAGGAGGAAUGAAUUUCUCAGCAACGUAUCCGCAGCCUUGGAAUACUGGGCAAGGCGGCAUUCCUUAUGAGCAUGCUGGUGGAGGUCAAGGAAUGCCUGAUGCUUUUGCUAAUACGCCUGAUUCUCAAGGAAAACAUGGAUUUUAUCAAGGAGAUUAUAGACGCAGCCCUGGACGUAUGCCUGUGAAUUCUUCUGUAGGUAAUGCGAUGGACAUAAGGGAUGGUAAAGGUAUAUUGGCACCGCAACCUCUAAUACAAUUACCUCCGCCUCCACCGCCCCCGCCGUACAUGUCCCAUAACAAGCGGGUUAAGUUUUAUUCAGGAGAUAUGGAUCAUGAUGGGCAAAGCCUUGGAUGGCAGAAUGACAGCCAUAGCCGAGAUAGCUUUGGAAGUGGCCAAGACUGAUUUUUUACACAGCAUUAUUUGUUUCCUUUGCCAAUAGUUCCAAUCAUUGUUUAUCAAAAUUUGCAUCAGCUUGAGAAUGUCCGUGUAUUUGAACUUGAUGCUCAAUGGUAAAAGUUUUGCCUUGGAGGCCUUUCCAGUAUAAACAGGGUCAUUUGAUUGGUUCAA
This is a messenger RNA of Benincasa hispida (wax gourd), 1830 nucleotides long. RefSeq names its product RING/U-box superfamily protein. NCBI's taxonomy places the organism in Eukaryota, Viridiplantae, Streptophyta, Magnoliopsida, Cucurbitales, Cucurbitaceae. Gene Ontology annotation, molecular function: ubiquitin protein ligase activity. The record is from RefSeq and is a predicted model, not a curated record. Gene Ontology annotation, biological process: protein ubiquitination; regulation of cell adhesion.